GGAAGCGUAGAAAGUUUUCUGGACGGGGCGCGUGAACGAGCGGCGCAGGACCCCGCGCGCCCCCUGCAGGCCGACGGCGGGAUCGGCGGCGCCGUCUCCCCGUGGCACGGUCUCCCCAGCGCCGGGCAAGAAGAAGAGCGGAGGCUCGGAUGGCGCUCGUCACCGUCUGUCGGUCCCCCUCGGGGAGCGGCCACUCCACUCCCACCGGAGGCAAGGAUGAGGAGGUUUCAAGGAGGAGGCAGAUGCAACGGCGCCACAGUUUUGUCAUGGUCAAAGGAGCUGCUUUGCUCCUGCAGGAAGAAGAAAAGUUGGAGUCAGUGCAAGAGGGUUCAUCAGCCCCCAUAGACCAGGGUGAAGAAGUGAAGAGUGAGAGCACAGGAGCCGGGCAACAGGAAGUCCACCUACAGCAAAUGGUGGGGCUCCUACGACCAGAAGACACCAUCCGACUGGCUGUGAGGUUGGAGUCAACACGAGCUCAUAGGAUCCGGUACUUGGUGGUUGUUUCAGCUGCAGAGAUGGAGAGGAAGAAUGAGAUGGCGUUGCUGGGUGUGGACUUCCCCGAAGAAGGCUUGGCUGGUUGCACCCUGGGAAUGGUCCUUCCCCUCUGGAGUGAUACCCAAGUCUUCCUAGAUGGUGACGGAGGCUUCAGUGUGACAUCUGGAGGGCAGACUCGUAUCUUUAAACCCAUCUCUGUCCAGACCAUGUGGUCAGCACUGCAGGUGUUGCACAAGGCAUGCGGUGAUGCUGUCUGCAACAACUAUUUCCCCGGAGGCAGCGCACUGAGCUGGACAGAGUGGUACCAGAAGGCUGUCAAUUCUGAACAGAGCUGCAUUAAUGAGUGGCUGGCCAUGGCUGACCUGGAAUCUGUGCGCCCCAGUUCUCCUGGAGUCCCCUCCGACCAGCCGACAGCACGGGAGAUGACAGAGCGGAUGAUCCGGGCCAAGCUGCGUGAGGUGAUGGCCACCACUGACCUGGAGAGCAUCACCUCUAAGGAGAUCCGGACAGAAUUGGAGCAACGAGCAGGCUGCAGCCUAAAGGACUACAAGGAAUUUAUUGACAACGAAAUGCUGCUCAUUAUGGCUCAGAUGGACCGUCCUUCCAAGAUAUUUGACUAUCUCUACUUGGGCUCUGAAUGGAAUGCAUCCAACCUUGAAGAGCUCCAAAGGAACAGAGUCAAUCACAUCCUCAAUGUAACUCGUGAGAUUGACAACUUCUUUCCAGAGCAGUUCACAUACAUGAAUAUACGGAUCUAUGAUGAGGAGGCCUCACAGUUGCUGCCACACUGGAAGGACUCCUACAGCUUCAUUUCAGCUGCCCGGGCCCAAGGUUUCCGGGUGCUGGUGCAUUGCAAGAUGGGUGUAAGCCGCUCUGGCUCCACAGUGAUUGCAUAUGCCAUGAAGGAGUAUGGCUGGUCACUAGAAAAGGCCCUUUCCUAUGUCCGGGAGAGACGACCCAUUGUCCACCCCAACCCAGGCUUCAUGAGGCAGUUAGAGCUCUACCAAGGCAUUCUGGAUGCCAGCCGACACAGCAGCCUAUGGGAGCAAAAACUAGGAGACACAUAUUCAGAAGGCUCUUCAGAUAUAAGUGAUGUCAGCAGUGAUCCCUCAGGAAGCCCAGACUAUGAGACUCUGAGCUCAGACGAGGAACCAGAAGAGACAGUGACAACCCCCCAGUAUUGCUUUCGGCCUUUGCGGGAGCCCCCUGAAGAACCCAGCCAUCCUCUGGAACCCCCUGUUGGUUCCCAAUUUGGCCUUGCGACAAUGGAGGAACCUGGGGCAUCAGAUGACUCAGGAGCCGAGGAGGUACGGAGACACCUUGCUACCAUAAGAAUACCCGAGAAGCCAGCCACAUGCAGACGGGAGCGCAUUAACCUCUAUGCAGUCAUGCGCAGCAUCAGUGAGAUGGAUAGUCCGGAGCUCAUCUCUACACCAGGAGAGUGUCCCACUGAGGAAGAGGUAUUUCUUCAUCCUGAAAGGAAGACCCCUGUGACCUCUCCGCAGAUUCCCCCAAAUGAGGAUAACGUAAAGCCACCAAAAGACUCUACAACAAAACGCUCUGUGCCAACAGGAGAGCGAACAAAGGGUUGCAGGCCUGGACGACGCGGACGCAGGGCACCUCAGGGCCAUUCCCAGCUCUGCAAGCAGCUCUCCUACCACCCAGCACCAGGCAAGGUGCGUAAAGUUGUUGGGCGCAUGGAGGGCGAUGCUCCUUCUGGCCGUAGACCUGCCUUGCAGCAUCGUCUCUCUGUGGCUCAGCUGGCAGAUGCUGCCUUGGUAGUGAGUCGGACCAAAGAGUUUGAGAGACAGACAGAUCCUGACAGCCCUCACAAGAUUCAAUUGUCUUCUUCAAAAGAGUCCCAACCUGGAAAAAAUACUGCCACAAGUUCCCUGCCCUGCGCCAGGACACGGAGGGUGGUACGCCAGACCAGUGUUGACAUGGACCCCAGCUCAGGAUGAAGUAGAGUUCCUUGCCUUUCUCCCUUCUGCUAUGAUUAAGUGGAUUCAUCCAUGAAUCCCAGAGGCAGCACAGAGGUGCAUUUGUUGUCACAGAGGCAUCCUCCUUCUGCUUAAGCAUUAGUGACAGCCUGACAGAGGGCACCUUCAAAAUACUGCCUUAGAGGAAGCACAAGGAGGACAAAAGUGGAAAGGGAGCAUCUCUUUGGGAGACUUGAACUGCUUCACAAACCCAUCUCUUCUUUCCAGGGUUGAUAGGCAGCACUGGCAGGGUGGAAAACCAGUGUUUUUGCGCAACUUCAUUCCGUCCACUGUUUCAAACUUUCUGAUAACUCUGAAGCCUUCAUAAACCCAUGUUCUAUACAGCAGGGCAGUUCUACUUAUUCCUUAAACUUGCUUUGGUUGCCACUAAGCUUGCAGGAGCAAGACCAGGGCAACAGCCUUUCACUGUGAUCCAGCUGGGGAACAAAUUGCCAUUCUUUAUUUUUGCACAAACACUAUACCAUAGCCAAUUUUGCUUAGUCUGAAAAUAAAAGUAUUCCCUCACUUUCCA
Molecule: messenger RNA, 3006 nt
Organism: Anolis carolinensis (green anole)
Lineage: Eukaryota; Metazoa; Chordata; Lepidosauria; Squamata; Anolidae
Gene: ssh3
Product: slingshot protein phosphatase 3
Exons: 14
Coding region: 150-2456 (768 amino acids)
Biological process (GO): negative regulation of actin filament polymerization; actin cytoskeleton organization; protein dephosphorylation
Cellular component (GO): cytoplasm
Molecular function (GO): actin binding; protein tyrosine/serine/threonine phosphatase activity
Source: RefSeq, a predicted model, not a curated record